Molecule: messenger RNA, 5072 nt
Organism: Frankliniella occidentalis (western flower thrips)
Lineage: Eukaryota; Metazoa; Arthropoda; Insecta; Thysanoptera; Thripidae
Gene: Pof
Product: RNA polymerase-associated protein LEO1
Exons: 10
Coding region: 304-2373 (689 amino acids)
Molecular function (GO): RNA binding
Source: RefSeq, a predicted model, not a curated record
AGUCGAGUCUGCGAACAUCACCAAAAAACUAUAGCAGGCAACGCGCGAAACCUUUUGUGAUGAUAAUAAACCGAACCGUGAAUUUAGUUUUCAUUGUUGCAACUUAAUCAAUGUUGUUCGUAUUCGUUUGAAUUUUUAAUGUUCAAAGCGGGUAACGACUACGUUCACCUGCUGAUACAAACUAGGUUGCAUUAUGUUUAACAUUCAUCUGUAAAGUGUCGGUCGGCCCACUGUGAUAGUGUGUGUGUGUGUGCUAACGAUACAGUUUUACCCUAUUUUCCCAAUUAAUUCUAUAUUGCCGACAUGUAUACGAAUGGGAACAGGUUCAAUUCAUCUAAUUCUAAGCGGAAGCUUGAAAAUGGCAUUGAUGAAGCCAGUGGAGCAAUGCCAUCCAAACAACAAAAUUAUGGUGAAAGUCUGAAUAUUUCAAGAGCCAAACAAUUAGAGUACUCUGAUUCUAAAUCGGGGUCCACAAAGCAGUCUAGUUACGGCGACUAUGGUGCCGUUCAGAAGCAAGCCUCUUUUAGCGAACUCCUUACUGCUACUGUUAAUCAAAUACAUGAUUCCAACUCCUCAAGCAGAGGGAGUUCAGUGAAACAUCAUGGCUAUGGUGAUGGGAAUAGCACUUUUUCAAAAACACAAUCAUCAAGUCAGUCCAGUUACGGAGAUAAUAUUUCUUCGUUAAAUAAGCAACAUCCAGUCUUAGCUCAACAAAACCGUGACAGUGUUGGGAUUGGUGCAAGUCCUGCUAAACCAUACAUAUCGCCCAACCAAUAUUCUUAUGAAUCAUUAUGUAUUCCGCCACCUCCUCCCCCAACUCAGGGACCAAUGCAACAAUUUGGUUUUAAGCAUGAAGCACUUAGUCAAAGUGGAUACCAAACUCCCUCAUACCCAAUGGGCCCUGGUCGCUUUGGUCAGCAUAAUGGUAUGGCUGGACAAGGUCGUGGUUGGAAUCAGAGAGGACGCCUGCCAAUGAGAGGAUUCCGUGCAAAUCAGUGGCCUCCACCAGGUCCUCCACCUGGCGCUGCAGGGCCAAUGGUUCACCCUCAUAUGGGUCAUCCAGGGCAUAUGGGGGUUCCUCCUUUGUUACCUCAAGUACCAUUCCACGCCCCACACAGAGGGUACUAUGGAGGCCACCUUGGACCUCGCCCUCCACCUUUGUUUGGUCAUCAAGGAAACCAACAUGGAGGUCGAAAUCAGGGUGGACAUCAGGGGCACCAUCAAAAAUCAAAAAACAAGAAAAGACAGGAAGAAUCAUCUAGCUCUCAUGAUACUACUACAAAUGAAACCGGUCCCAACAAAAAAGGAGGUGUAUUACUUGGGGCUGAUAACAAGCAAGUUCAAUCCAAAACAAGGAAGAGAGCAGUAGUUCAGUCUUUCCCUAGUCGCCCUUGGAAUAGAGAAGAUGCUGAAAAGGCAUUAAAAAUAGAAGUAGAAACCACAAUCAAUCUAAAAAAUGAGAGCUUAAUUAUUAGAUUCCCUGAUCCUGAACUUUCUCGUGACAUUGUGAAAGCAUAUCAUCCUGGAAUUAUGAAUGUUCAUUUUCAAGUCCCAAGUGGUCCAAGAUAUUGCUUUGUACAGCUAGCACCAGAUGUCAAUACUGAAAAAGUUAUAAAAGUUCUUGAAAAUAUCAAAUUUGGUUCUGGACAUCUAUCUGUCGAGAAAAAAAGUACAAAACAGGAGGAAGAAGCAUCUCCAGAAUCUAUUGAUCCAUAUACAUUGUAUAUUGGUAAUCUACCAACCAAUGUGAACAUCCAAACUGUCAAAGAGAAGUUUCCGGAGGCUGCGAGAGUUGAUGUAGGUUUUGCUCAGCGAAUGCGAUAUACAAGGUAUGCCUUCAUCAGAUUCAAUUCAGUAGAUGAAGCUAUAAAAGCAUAUAAAGAAAACCACAAUCUUGUUUUGGACUCUCGUAGUAUCAUUGUUAGAUUCCGAAGACAAAAGGGCCAAAUUGAUCUACCAGGGGAAUCUAAACCACAGCAACCUGCAAAAGUUAAUGUUCGAACUGCUGACACCAAAAAGAAGGAAGAGGAGAAAAAGAGUGAAAACUCUAAGAAAGAGACCAAGCAAACUGAAGAGGAUGAAAAAGAUGAGGAAGAGGAGGAAGAUGAUGAGGAGGAUGAAGAAGACAAUGUUGAUGAUGACGACGAUGAUGAUGACGAUGAUGGAGAAGGGGAGGCUGAAGAUGAUGAUGAUGACGACGACGAGGACGACGGCCGAAAGCCACUCCAAGACGAUGACGAUGAAGAUGAGAAGGGUGGGGGCCCUGCUCUACCACCUGAUGACGAUGAAGAUGACGAUGACGACAACAUUUUCCGAGAAUUAGAUGCCCACCUUGGAGGGUAUGACGGGGACGGGUUCCCAUUCAAUUUUUAAUUGAUAAUGUACCGAUUACCUUUAAGGGUUGCAAAUGCAAACAGCUUGAUAUGAAUCAUGGUAAUUUUCUGUUCCUUCAGAAGGUACACAUAUACAAUGCCCCAGGAGAACUGUGCAAUUUUUGAUCUAGAUCUUAGAUUAAAAAAGUUAAAGUAUCUCUUCCUCGGUAUCUCUUCCCUCUGCAUCUUUUUACUCCAGUCCCUAUUUUGUUGCUUGUUCUGUUUUGGUUGGUUUGGGAAGAAAUUAUAUGAUAUUUCACAAGUUGUUGAUGUAAUGUCAACUUUACAGAUCAUUCUCAGAAUUUAUAGCUUACCUAUAAAACAAAAAAUGAACUAAUUCUGUAAUCAAUUUCUUAAAGUUUCGGUGAAAACACUUUAAUGUAUGGAGCAUAUUUAAAGGUUUUUGUAUUUUGUGUCUAGGUGCUUUUAUUUGUUUGAGGGCUGUGUAUGGAUGUUUUGUUUUAUGUUGGUCUCAACUGUUUGGUUAAUUAGUGGACAAAUCUUGGAACAAAUCAAAAAAUCUGAAUGCCAAACAGUACAACUGUUUUUGUGCAUAAACUUGAAGGUUGCCUUUCAUUUACCAGAAUGUUCUACCAUAUAUGUAUAUGUUUAACAAGGGUUCUUGUAUUCUAUUAUGUCUGUAUAUUGCCAAUUUACUGUACUUCUAAAUUGUCUUCUCCACUUAAUGGAAACUUUUUGUUGAAACAUCAUUCUUUUUGGGGUAGUGCCAGUGAUAUGGAAUAUCAGUUUUCAUUACGAUCAUCAUCAUCCCCCACCAUCAUCACCAUUACUAUAAAUUAAUGAAUGUGCUUUAAUGAAUUUGCUCAUCCAUAAUUUUCAUUGACUUCACCUCAGAGGUAUUAUUUUACCUCUUUUUGCACUUUGCACUGCUGUAAUUUUGAUCUGUAAUCACAGGUUAAAUAUCUUUUCUGACAAAAAUUAUCUAAAAAACUAUCUUUACUGUCAGCUAUAUGUAGUUUUCUGGACCAGUAUACCAUUUCCUAUUUUGUUUAAAUUUUCUUGCUUGUUGUUAAAUUUUAUGAUUGUAUUUUAGGAAGUAUUGAACUGUCAACUUGGUGUUGGCAGUAUCAUUAUCUGUGAUGUAAGCCUGUGCUCUCUUAGUUGCUUUCCUUUUUAUAUUUUUUUAGUUCUAUAGUUCUAAUGUUUUGGGGAUCUAAACUUGGAAGUUUGGUUAUUGCAUUGCGUCUGCCUGUUUUCUUUAGAUAUCUCUCUUAUUUCAAGGGUGGUUCUUCUGUUGUGAACAUAAUUACUUACUAUUGUCCACUUCCAUGAGUUUCUGCUUUUAACUCUCCCUGUUUUUUUAUUACCAGUGAUCUCAUUUUAGUUACAUUUUGUUUGUAAACUAUGAGAGUGUUGAAAAUUAUGUAUUUACUAUGUACUACAAGAUAUGUUGAGAAAGUACUGUUUUUUUUCUGCUAAUGAGAAACAUUCCUGAACUAUAUAACCAUGCCUGGUCACCUUGUUGAAGCUUCGUUUUUUAACUGAAAUUAAAUUUGAUACAUAGUUGCAAUAAAUUACAUCUCAAACAUUGUUCUAGUAUACAGUUGUUCUAUCAGUUGAUGUAAUUUUUCAUUAACUGUUUACAAAUAAGUGUAAUAAUUUUCAUGGAUAGUUUGCCAAAUCAGCUAGUUCAUCUAUUGUAGUCUUUUCAUAUUUUACCAUUGAUAGGUAGCUGGAGGACUGUACCAAAUUAAUUUUUGUCAUCUUAAACAUAUCAUUUUAACUUGCCAUUAAAAUUAGAAGAAUCUGUGAAUGGUGUAGCAGAGAUUUCCCCUCAUGAGCCGUUUUAUUGGUGAAGUUUUAAUAUUUUUGUGUUCUUACCCGCCACUUUAGUGUUUUCAUGAACUAAUAAUUCCCCACUAUUUAUCAACACUCUUUCAAAGGCAACAUUUAGAAGAUUGAUUGGUUUUAAUGAUUAGUGACUGGUACAGUCUUAUCUGUAGUCUAAGUUUUAAUUUUUCCUAAUGUACAAAGUAGAAAUAAGUAUAAAAUAGAGAAUGCCUUGCAUGACUCUAUGUAUUCAAGUGUCACCAGUGGUUGUUUUUCCUUCUUUUCUUUAUUUUUUUCUUGUUUUUGACAAUUCUGUACAUAAUUAUUUUUUAUUUGAAAAGAUCUAUUUUUUUCAAUCGAUGAUGCCCUUUGUCCUUUAUUACCUAGUUUUUCUUUACUAUGAUGUAAUUGUUGCUUUCAAAAUACAUGUGAUGAACUUGGAAAAAGAGUGGUUCUAGGAAUCAUUAUUUGUCCAAGCUCUGUCUACCUUGUAGGGUACUACCUAUUUGACACACUUACAUACUUUGUAUAAAAAUGUUUUGGCUUUCAAAAUCUCUAGAUGUGUUUAAAUGUCUGUACUAGUGCCUUACAAAACAAGAUACUGCUGAAGAGAGCAAUUUGGAUGUGUGUCAGGUGUGCUUUCAAGAUUUGUUUCCUUUCACAUGUCAGGACUGAUCAUGUGGUGUUAAGAGAUUUAAAUUUGUCAUGAACUUAACAGAAACUAAAAUUAAGGUAUUAUUACUAUGGUUAAGUGCUUUUAGAUUGUGUUCUUAUUUAAGAUCUUGGCUUUUUUUAAGAGUGAACCAGACAGACAUUUGAAAAUUUGGAGUUGGAAUUUACUGAUUUAGCAGUUUUUCUAUGUAUUUGUUCAACAGUAUUAAAACUACAGUAAUGCUCUCAAUACCUCAA